Messenger RNA from Bacidia gigantensis, 2502 nucleotides. RefSeq lists its product as uncharacterized. Bases 1 to 2502 code for a protein of 833 amino acids. The transcript has a single exon. The record is from RefSeq and is a predicted model, not a curated record. NCBI's taxonomy places the organism in Eukaryota, Fungi, Ascomycota, Lecanoromycetes, Lecanorales, Ramalinaceae.
AUGACCUCCACCCAACCAAACCCCCGCCGAGGCUACAAAACGGGCGUGCACCCCACAUCGUCAUUUUCUCAUACCUCCACUGCCCAACAUGCACACCAUACCUCGUCAGCUGAACCUGACCGAGCACUGAAAAAGAGCGCCACCUUCCACUCUCCGAAAUCGCCGGCAGCGGAAGACGAUCCAAUACUGCAUAUUCCCUUGUUAUCUCGCCGAUCACCAACAUCGCCCACAGCUCUACGAGAUGCCGUCGCUGCCGGUGAGCAGCGUGUCUCUCAGCUCUUAGGCAGUGUAGAUCGCAGCCUAUCAGGUCUGGAGACCUUCUCUACUGAUAGUCAAGAGACUAUUCGACCUGACGAGCAUCCUGUUCCGCGCUUCAUGCUGGACGGCACGAUCAACACUGAAGAUCACAUGGACAUUGACUCGCUUGCUGACCCAGUCACACCCCUCAAAUCCCAGCAUCGCCAUAAUCGUCACUUCUCAGAUAGUGGCAUUGGAUCCAGCAUUACUGCUUCCGACGGCGCAGAGUCUCGGGAUGAUGCAGGUAAGUCUCGGCAAUACAAACAAUCGUACACCGCAACUACAAAUACUCACCAAAACGCAGCCCAAAUCCUAGCUGAUCUAAAGCGUACUUAUGCUACCGCCCACAGCGUCCACUCAGGCAUCAACGGUACGAGUGAGUCUGAUGCUCAGCACGCUCUGAGUGCCUACGCUUGCAGGCAAAUCCAGAAAUACCUCAUCCUUCCCAUUUUGAAAGAAGAAACCCUCAAGAAAUUUCAUCCUCUUGUGACUGGCAUUCCUGUUCGUGUUGGGAGGAAAGAGAUCACUUGUCUUCGUGAUCUCGAGAAAGUCUUGUUGUAUUUGGCUCCGGUGAGUGGAUCUUCUUCUGUGUGGGAAAGGCGUCUGGCUCAUUGCUUUGGGUUUCAGCGGUUCUCGGAGUCUCGGUCUGCUUUCUUGCGCUUCUGUGAAACGUCGAUUCAGUGCCUUCAUACGACUGUCGACCAUCUCAACGACCCAGAUCAGCGGCGACCAUCCGACAGACCUUAUACUAACUCAUACUUUGUCGAUCUCACUGAACAGAUUAGACAGUACGCAGCUAUGAUAUCUGCAGCGAGGCAAAGGCUAGUAGCCGGUGAAACCCACGACGAUGACGAAGAAAUGAUGUGCGAAAAUUCUGGCAACUACCAACUUUUGCAAAUGCUAACAUCUGCUAGGAAUUCCAAGAUUUCGCUGGAAGGAGGCAUUGGCCAGACAGGCCGGCCUGCCCAACUUGUCCGUACUAGUAACGGACGCUCAAUCUCACUUCGCACUGGAGAAGAAAUUGAUCUGCAAGCACUACGUGACGAGGCAGGAAUCCCGAAUAGCGACGAGAUGGACGAAGAGAUCCUACUAUCCAUGGCUCGACGCCGCAAGGCUGCCGAGAAAGUCAUACACCGUUGUGGCGAGUGUGAUAAAGAAUUCAAACGGCCGUGUGAUUUGACCAAGCAUGAAAAGACACAUUCUCGGCCCUGGAAAUGCAACGAACCGACUUGCAAGUACUCUCAUUACGGUUGGCCGACCGAAAAGGAACGCGAUCGCCACGUCAAUGAUAAACACUCAUCAACCCCUGCCAUGUACAAAUGCCAAUUCCACCCCUGCCCUUACGAAAGCAAACGUGAGAGCAAUUGCAAGCAGCACAUGGAAAAGGCUCACGGAUGGGCAUACGUACGCUCCAAGAAUAAUGGAAAAACCGGCCGCAAAGCUAGCAAGUCAAGCAGCAGGUCCUCUCCGACCCAGCAAAUGACUACACCCAGGACUCAGGUGCUUGAUGGAACGGAGUCGGAUUUUGGUGACUCAUCGGCUAGCCCAUAUCUGCAAAGCUCAAGCGACCUGCACAGUUCAAUCGCAGGCACAUCCCCCUAUCUCAGCAUGAACGAGGCCUACACACCCUCCCCAUUUGAACCUAACUUCACGUUUGACCAGCCGACUCAAACCCUUACGCCCACAUCGCCUUUCACACCCGCAUCCCAUCGCCUCUCACUGGACAAUGGGGUUGGACCAAAUGACGUGACCAUGCCUUCUUAUGAUACUACGUUUGCUGGUACGGACAUGCCGUUGUUCAAUGAUACCUUCGAUUGGAGCAACAUGGACACGGGUUUCCAGAGUAUGAAUAUUCAACUCUUCACGCCUGCUGCUUCUGUGGAGAGCGGACCAAUGGAUGGCUAUAAUAGUCGUAAUCCUUCCAUUUCGGUGGAGCAGCCCAUUGUUCACGACGUCAAGCUUUCGCCUGGCGCCCAAGGUGCUCUCAUGCUAUACUCGCCUAAUGAUGGCGUUAUCGAUGAGGGUUACGACGAGUUUUCCAUUACUGAUAUGGGCAAGCCGACGAACGACUUUGCUCUUUUUGAUGAUACACGUCCUGAGUCCAGUAUGGGACACGGCGGCAUGAACCUCUUUGAAACUUUGCCCCCUUUCCAAUCACAGACUUGGACGGGGCAGCACGUCGAGCCGAUCAUGAUGGAGGAAUAG